Molecule: messenger RNA, 3027 nt
Organism: Stylonychia lemnae
Lineage: Eukaryota; Ciliophora; Spirotrichea; Sporadotrichida; Oxytrichidae
Source: the annotation of a GenBank genome assembly
AUGCUUGGAUCACCUCAAUACCAACAAAGAUCGAGAUAAUACAGAGGACCAGAUGUUGAACACAGGAGUCAAGACAGGGCUGGUUAUUAGGAGGGAAAUCGCAGAGGGGGGAGAUCUGAAUAGAGAAAAUAAGAUAUGGAUCAAGAGGAAAUAUUCAGAGGCUUAAGAGUAGCUUUAGUGACAAGUGAGUCGCAAACCCAAAAUCUGAAGCAGCUAAUCGGAGAAUAGGGUGUGAACCAAGAUAACUUUGAAAGGGCUUUAAGAAGCUUAGAUUACUUAAUUGUUAAAGAUUCUAAAUUAGACAAUCAGACAAUUAAUAAGAUUGCCUAAUAGAUUGGAGUACCUAGAGAAGAAUUCUAAAAUUUAGUCUAAGAUUCAUAGAUGGAUGGUUAAGGAUUCUCCAUAGUGACACCUAACUGGGUGUAUGAUUGCUUGGAUAACAACUCACUACUUGAUGAUAAUAAGUAUCAAAUAUAAUUAUCUUCAGAUUAAGAUAUGAAAGGAAAAUAUAAAGGUCAAGGCGGCAAAAAGCAGUAAACGCAUGACAGUGAUGAGGAUUAGGUUAAUGAAGAUACUGCAUACACCUAGAGACACAGAUCAAGGUUCUAAGGAUAAUAAUAGUAACAAAAAGACACAGGUUCAAGAGGCUAUAGAAAGGGCUAGCAUAUUGGUCAUAGCAGAUACACUGAGGGAAUAGAUUACGAUAAGAUUAGUGAGAAAGAUCUUGACUCUUAGGAUGAAAGAGAUUAGUAUAUACUGACUCAGCUUAAAAAGUCUUAAUCUUCAAGGAGAGUCGGAACUUCUUCACCUUAUAGAAAUAAGGAUGGAUCUAUUGACAGAAGAAGGGUCAGAGACGACAGAGGAGGAGAUUAUUAAGAUGAAGAUAAUAGUAGAGGUCAUUAAUAAAGAGGAACUUCAAAUAGAGGGAGAUAAGCAGACGAUAGAAACACAUAUCUCAAUAUAAAGCCAGGUGAAGCGACAUUCAAUCAAGAAGAUAUUGACAAUUUGAAUCCAGAAGAUUUCCCUGCUGAGUAUAGAAACAAAGAUGGGUCAUUAGAUAGAAGAAAGUUUAGAUCAAGCAAAUCAAAAGGAGGCACCUCUUCAGCCCAGAAAAUAUUAAGUCAAAUUUAUGGAGGAUCAGGAAGAGCAAGAGGCAGAUAAGAUCAAUACCAAAGCCAAAGAGGUUAAAAAGGUGGCGAGCAAAGUUACCGCUCAGGACAGUAAAGAAGAUUGAGAAAUCAAUCAGAGGAUGAGAAUGAUAGGAGAUUAUUUGGUCCUUUUAACGUUGAUAGAGCUCCAACGGGCUAAUUUAUUUCAAAAGGCUCAAUUAAGAAUCCAAUUGAGAGAUACCCAAGAGACAGCAAAUAAAAGUUAAGAGAAUAAGGUAAAGGGCAAGGAGAAACUGGAACUAGAGGGCAGUAAAGAAGAUAGAGACAUUCUGAGGAGGAGGAAAGUGAAAUAGAUGACAGAGAGUAUUAGUAAAGAGGAAGGUCCACUUCUCAAAGAUAUAGAGGUGGAGGCAAAAAAAGUGGAAGGAGCACUGGAACGAAAAGGGAAAUUCAUUAUAACAAGGAUGGAUCUAUAGACCUACGAUCCUUUGGGCCAUUCAACGUAGAUAGAGCCCCAACUGGAUAGCUUGUUCCUAAAGGAACUCUUAAGAACCCAAUUGAUAAAUACCCAGAUAGCAAAACAAAAUUCAGAAAAGAAGGUAUUGAAGAAGAAGAGUUUGAGUAGAGAAGAUCAAGAAAAUAACAAAAUAGAAAUGAAGAUGAUGAGGAUGUGGAUUAUGACAGAAAUAGAUAGCAAUAGAAAAGAUCUUAAUAAAAUUCCUACAAUUAAAAACAAGGAAGAAAUAGGAGAUAGGAAGGAGAUGAAAAUGAACAUGAGAGGGAGAAAGAAGAAGAGUUUGAGUAAGAUCACGAUAAAAGACAUCUAGGCCCAUUUAAUGUUGACAGGGCUCCAACUGGUUAAUUUGUAUCAAAAGGCGCAAUUAAGAAUCCUAUCAAUUAAUAUCCUGAUAGCAAAGAAAAAAACGCUGAACCAGGAAAAUCCCAAAAUAGAAGGCAAAAUAGGGCAAGCUAAAGAAAUUAGGAAGAGAGUGAAUCAGAUUAAUAAGAAGACACGGUCUAAUAAUAAAGGAGACAAAAGCAAAAGAGAAGCUAUCAAAGUUUAGAACGAUAAGACCAAGAUAGAGCUCGACAAAGCAGAUAAACUCAGGAAUCAGAUAAAGACUAGGAGGAAGGAGACUCCGAUUAUGAAGGUACCUAGGAUCAAACUCAGCCAAGAAAACAAAACCAAUAGUAGAAUCAAAGCAAAUCUAGAGUUCCUAAAUACUUGUAGACAUCUGAUAGAUAAACUUAGAAAGGAGCUGGAAAAUCAAGCGCCCAAAAGAUGUAUCCUCUAAAUGAUGCAAUCUUACAUUAGUUGGAAUUGAUUAGAAAUCAUUACUCUGAGGUGAAUGACACGGGAAGGAAAGUUGCUUAUAAUAAGGUUAUAGGCUAAAUUAGAAACCUUAACAAACCAAUUAACGAAUUAGAUGACUUAGACCAAAUCGAAGGUAUUGGCCAAAACAUCAGAGAUCAUAUUAGAGAAUUUAUGGAAAACGGAAGAGUAGAAGGAUUUGAAGAAAUGGAUAAGAAAAGGCAAGGAUAGUCAUCUAAGGAUGAACAAGAAGACAAUCAAUAGAUUAUGAUUAAAAAGAUUUAGGAGAUAGCAGAGCAAAAGAUGAAAGACACAAUUAGAAAUGGAUUGAGAGUUCAAGUCAAUCAAGAUGAGAAAAAUUAAUAAGCUGAUGAGAUGUAUUUAGAGAUAAUGAAAAAAGACGGCAAGGCUUUUGACCAACAAUUAGUUCAAUAACUGAUCACAACACUUUAAUAGGAGAGACUCAUUACUGAUAAGAAGCAAGCUAGUUCUGAUUCUAUCAAACAGCUUAAGGAUGAUUAGUUCAUGUGGGAGGGCUCAAUCAAUUUGGAUGAUAAGGAUAUCAAGACUCACUUGAAAUUCAGAAAGGAAGAGGAUGAUUUUUGA